Branchiostoma floridae (Florida lancelet) is the source of this 2431-nucleotide messenger RNA. RefSeq names its product UDP-glucuronosyltransferase 2B15-like. The coding region runs from base 1058 to 1852 and encodes 264 amino acids. The record is from RefSeq and is a predicted model, not a curated record. The transcript is spliced from 5 exons. Lineage: Eukaryota; Metazoa; Chordata; Leptocardii; Amphioxiformes; Branchiostomatidae. Gene Ontology annotation, molecular function: UDP-glycosyltransferase activity.
CAAAAAGAGGUGCGGUUGAGACCCUGUCGUCCAAGCUGAUUACUUAUCAUGGACUAUCUAAGUUGGUCUAACUGGUUUAAUGAAUAACAGGAUAAUACACAUUCUGUGCGUUUCCUAUCUGUAGAUAGGUUACUUAUUAAGUAGUGGAAUAAGAGCAAAACAGUCCUUUGCCGAUUCGUCCUUACCCUUUUUCGUUGUCCAUAUAUACGGAUACCUGUUCAUAAGGUAACGUCAUCAUCAGAUCGCCAUGGCCAUGUCUGUCCGUGACGUCAUCUUCGUCUUCUUGUUACUUCUGUCCUCUGAGCUACAAGUUCAAGGAAUGGACAGUAAAACCACGACAAAGGAAGGCUUCAACAUUCUUAUCAUCAACCAACUUCCACACAGCACGUGGCUGACCCUCCGGCUGCUGGGACGUGCCCUGGCCGACAGGGGGCAUUCCGUCACUAUGAUGAUGCCUGACGACGUCUUCAAGCACCUCAUCAGCACACCUGUACAAGACAAGGUCAAGUACGAAGGCGCUCCUUGCGAGCCGGGGACGUUGGCAGCAGGACGUGCUUUCGAAGGUCACUACUGGGAAGGAGAAUACACCAACUUGUUGGCGGCGGUCGAAAACUACCUAGCCGCGGGCAGCAAAAGUUGUGAAGCACUACUCCUUCAUUUGGACCAACAAGCCGCCAAAGGUCUCAAGUAUGACGUUGUGUUGUCGACCGCUCCUGAUUUUCCCUGUGGUCCCGUGUUGGCGCGUUAUUUCGGCUUACCGUCCGCCAUUGUGUAUGUGCCUUCUUCCUCACUACUCUUCGGCUCCGGUAACCCCUUCCCUCUGGCGUACUGGCCCGUCAUGCCCAGCGGAUUCUUAACGGAAAUGACCUUCAAGGAGAAAAUACAGAACGUACUUUAUUACUUAGGAGCGAGGUACUAUCAUGGUGUAGAAUGUUCCGCUUUUGACUUCAUCGUGCACAAAUACUUUUGAAACGACACCAACACAGAGGAGCUUCUGUACAACACGGACCUGUGGCUGUCUGUGGCAGACUUCACUGUAGAGUUCGCCAGGCCGACCAUGCCCAAUGUCGUCAACAUAGCAGGCUACAAUUCUGUUGAUCCCAAGCCUCUUCCUAAGGACCUAGAAGAUUUCAUGCAAAGUUCUGGAGAUGCAGGAGUGAUUCUCUUCAGUUUGGGCUCCACCACCGCCGGCAUGCCGGAGAGAAUUGAACAAGUCAUUCUGAACGCCUUCGCACAAGUUCCCCAGAAGGUAAUCUGGAAGCUUGCGCCAGACAUCGACCCGAGCAGUGUAAAAUUUCCUCCCAACGUCAAGCCGAUGAGCUGGGUGCCACAGGUCGACCUGCUGGCUCACAAGAAGAUGAAACUGUUCGUCACACACGGAGGAACUAACGGUGUGUACGAGUCCGUCAACCACGGGGUGCCGAUGGUGUCUCUCCCGCUCGCAGUGGAUCAUCAUGACAACGUGGCCCGCGUGGUGGGACGAGGGUUGGGCGUCAGACUUGACAUCUUCACCAUGACGACAGAGGAACUGCUUCAAGCAAUCAACCACGUGUUAUCAACAAAAAGCUACCAGGAGAACGUGGACCGCGCCGCCCGGAUCCUGAGUGACCAGCUCACCAAGCCCAUGGACCGCGCCAUGUGGUGGAUAGAGCACCUCAUCAGGCAUGGCGGACUGCCUCAUCUGCGCACGCGCGCACACAAGAUCCCCUUUCACGAGUAUUUUCUGCUCGACGUCAUAGCUUUAUUUGUAGCAGUUCUAGCUGUGGUGGUGGGUGGGGUAGUGUGCGUCUGUCGUCUGGCUUUUAGGAAAAAGAGAGGGCAACAAGGACAGAAGGUGAAGAAAGACAAUUGAUUAAUAACUUCAUGAGCCUGAACUUUUAUCUAACUGUAGCAUAUUCUUUUUAUUGUUAUAUGAUACAAAGGAAUAUGCAUCCAACGGUGUAUAAUUCAUUUCCCGUACUAUGGGACUAUUUCUGGUGAGGAAACAAAGUUCAAGCUGCUGAUGUUCUGAAAUGAAAUAGCAUUUUCAUGUUAUUAAUUGUCUUGCAUAUGAUAAUUUUCUAUCUGAUAAACAGACAAUACCAGUGAAGUGUUAUGCUAUGGUACAGUGUAUGCGUUGCAAACCCAAAACUUCGGUUGGUGAUUAGUUGCUUUGAAAAGCUCAACGAAUUAUUCAAUAUACUGUACGAGAAGAGAGUGUUUUAAAACAUCCAGCUCUGUAAAAGAUUUUUAUCAUUUAUCAUUAUAUGUAUUUUGCAUUUUAAUGUACAACGGAACUGUUUAUGGUUUUGUAUGAUUCUUUCCAGCUCACUCACGCAAUUUGCAAAGCCAUACGUGAAUUAUGUAAUGCACAUUGUGAUCGCAAGAGGUCUCCCCAAUCCAGAAAGGUGUUCGAAAAUACAUGAACUGAUGAAUAAAGAUUUGGGGAAUG